Messenger RNA from Telopea speciosissima, 483 nucleotides. RefSeq lists its product as uncharacterized. The coding region runs from base 1 to 483 and encodes 160 amino acids. The record is from RefSeq and is a predicted model, not a curated record. Lineage: Eukaryota; Viridiplantae; Streptophyta; Magnoliopsida; Proteales; Proteaceae. The transcript has a single exon.
AUGCAUCAGAUGAUCGCUGACAUAGGUGAUCAGUUCCAGGUAGUUAUCAGGAAUAUACAAACUCCGCAGGAAGCCCCUGCAGCCCCUGCUGUUCCUCCCCCUCCUGCACAGCAGCAUGAUGUAGAAGGUCACAUGAUGGAAAGGUUUCUUAAGAUGCAGCCCCUUACUUUUUCUGGAAUUAGUAGAGACAUCUUACUACCCGUCAAAUGGGUAAAAGAAAUGGAGAAGGCCUUUAGGUUUUUGGGCUGUAAUGAAGAGCAAAAACUUAUAUGUGCUGGAUACAAGCUCCAGUAUGAGGCAGAAGCUUGGUGGGAAACUACUAGGCCUAUUUUGGAGGCAGCGCACCCAGUCAUGACUUGGGAAAUAUUUAAGCAAGCCUUCUUUGCAAAUUACUUUCCCACUAGUGUAAGAAAGAAGAAGGAGAUAGAAUUGGCAGAGUUAACACAAGGACCUAAGUCUGUGUUAGAGUAUCAACAAGUUUGA